Molecule: messenger RNA, 742 nt
Organism: Desarmillaria tabescens
Lineage: Eukaryota; Fungi; Basidiomycota; Agaricomycetes; Agaricales; Physalacriaceae
Product: Shr3 amino acid permease chaperone
Exons: 3
Coding region: 94-693 (199 amino acids)
Biological process (GO): endoplasmic reticulum to Golgi vesicle-mediated transport
Cellular component (GO): endoplasmic reticulum membrane
Source: RefSeq, a predicted model, not a curated record
UUUUGUGUCACAUGACGAAGCGUAAAUUGAAUUUGAUCUGAAUGAGCGGGUAUAGGUAAGCGCUGGCGAGUGCCUUUUUCGUUAUCGACAACGAUGGGCUUUCGCCACGCAGCGGUGCUAGGACCUGUAUCUUUCUUCCUGGGUAUUCUGUCUAUUUGCUUUACACUGGACCAUGCGCUUCUCUGGCGGCCUGUGACGGCAGAAAUCAUCUCGGAUGGGUUCCAAUUCUACACGACGUUCUUCAAUGCGCCUACAGCGAUCAAAGCGUUGCUACAUGCGAUGAUGGGAAUUGGGCUAGUCGGGCUUGUGAGCAAGUUGCACAAGUGGGAUGACAGUGCGAUGUUUUUUGAUGGGUCUUCUUUGGGUCAGCCAAUAAUUUUUUUUUUCGCAAUCAAAGUGAAGAAGCUUAUUUUACACACAGGCGCCUACGUGUUUGCGAUUGCUGUAUACCUGACUGUGAUCAUUCCUACGUUACGUACGAUAGCGACGCCGCUGGAAGACGAGACAAGGGAGGACCGUAUUGAAGCCAUGCGAGUGCUGAGUGCUGCGAAUGUGAUUAUCGUGGUGUGCCUUGGUGGGAUCCUGGCUUUACAGGCAGGGCAAGAAUGGGCACGGCGUACGACAGAAGAUAAGGAAAAGAAAGAGAAAAGCGGGCAAAAAAGAGUAGAAGGUAGAGUGAAUGGGGUAUUGUGAAGUGUUUACGGUGGUAGUUGGGCCGUCGAUGGACCGCAUCAGUGGAUCA